UGUUAAAUGACUAAAUCACGAUUCUUCUUUUGAAACUAUCAAACACACAAAAUUGCAGAAAAAAAAAAUAAACAUCUGGUCCGUAAAACACAAAACAUGUAUCAAGAAAAAGGCAUUCUAGUAUCUGUGUUAAUCUUUCUGAUUUUCCGGUUUUGCACUUGUAUUGACACCAUCACACUCACCCGACCGGUUAAUGAUGGGGAUAUUUUGGUCUCCAGUGGAGAAAACUUUGCUCUUGGAUUCUUUAGCCCCGCAAACUCCACCAACAGAUACGUGGGUGUCUGGUAUAACAAGGUUUCUGAGCAAACUGUGGUUUGGGUUGCCAAUAGAGACCAGCCAAUCACCAACUCAUCCGGUAUCCUAUCGGUUGAUGAAACCGGGAACCUUGUCCUACACGAAAAAGAUCAAGGCCUUGUGUUUUGGUCAACCAAUGUUUCCGGAGUGGUGAAUGAUGUUUCGGCUCAGUUGUUGGAUUCGGGGAAUUUGGUGUUGUUUCAAGGACUAGUUAACAAAGAGGUUUAUUUAUGGCAGAGCUUUGAUCACCCUUCAAAUACUCUUCUUCCGGAUAUGAAGUUCGGGUUGGAUAAGAAAACAGGUUUGAACCGAGUGGUUACAUCUUGGAAGUCUACUGGGAAUCCGGGUGUGGGAGAUUAUUCUUGUAAAUUGGAGUUUGUUGGGUCACCUCAGUUGUUCCUGUUUCAUGGUAUGACAAAAGUGUGGCGGACCGGGUCAUGGACGGGUCUCCGAUGGAGUGGUAUACCCGAGAUGGACGGGAAGGAUCUGUAUAAUGUUACCUACACAAACAACAACGAUGAGGUGGUGAUCGUUUACCAGAUGCGUAACUCAACCAUUUUUUCAAGAAUAGUCGUUACCGAGUCUGGAACCAUGGACAGGCUAACUUGGCAAGAGGCAGAUCGCAAGUGGGUUAGGUUCUGGUCCGCUCCAAAUGACCAGUGUGAUGGCUACAACCAUUGUGGUCCUUUUGGUCUUUGUGAUCCAUACAGAUUAGGCACUUUUGAGUGUGAUUGCCUUCCCGGAUAUGAGCCACGGUCACCACAGAAUUGGUAUUUAAGGGACGGUUCCAAAGGGUGUAAGAUAAAGCCUGGAACACAGAUGUGCAAGGCCGAGACGGGUUCGUUGAGGCAGCCCAUGUUAAGGUGCCUGACACAUCAAACGCACGUGUGAACAUGAGUUUGGGAUUAAAAGCGUG
This is a messenger RNA of Helianthus annuus (common sunflower), 1210 nucleotides long. Its product is annotated as G-type lectin S-receptor-like serine/threonine-protein kinase At1g11410. The transcript has a single exon. The record is from RefSeq and is a predicted model, not a curated record. Bases 97 to 1185 code for a protein of 362 amino acids. NCBI's taxonomy places the organism in Eukaryota, Viridiplantae, Streptophyta, Magnoliopsida, Asterales, Asteraceae. Gene Ontology annotation, biological process: recognition of pollen.